AUGAUUCCCCAGAUGCCCUUCCGCUUCUACGGCUCCCUCGAGGGCAGCUUCCUCACAGCCGCCGAGCCGACCACCUACGCCUACAGCCCUCGCUCCUCGGUCUACUCGUCGUCGACCACCCUGUACGACGAGCGUGGCCCCCAGAUCAUCGAACCCCACCCGCCGACACGUCGUGCCGCAAACGAAAAUAGCCAGGCAGCAUCCACCACCAGCCAGGCAGCCAGCGACACUGACUCGGACCAAGGAGAGGCGAGCAAGGCUCCCUCGGAAACAUCGUCGUCGCGCUCUUCGUCGCGUUCCUCGUCGCCCAAGAGGCCAAUGAGCGGCCACCUGUUGUCGUCCGCUCCACGCAUGAAUGCAACUCGCCUGAUGGGAUAG
Lasiodiplodia theobromae is the source of this 378-nucleotide messenger RNA. RefSeq lists its product as uncharacterized. Lineage: Eukaryota; Fungi; Ascomycota; Dothideomycetes; Botryosphaeriales; Botryosphaeriaceae. Bases 1 to 378 code for a protein of 125 amino acids. The record is from RefSeq and is a predicted model, not a curated record. The transcript is spliced from 2 exons.